AGCCACGCCUCUAGUAAACUGAAAAUCAUGAAAUGUGUACUAUGGUAGCGUGAAAGUGCAGCGCAGCUGUGAUUAUAAAGCCUCACAAACACGCAGUCCCGAACAUUAUCAACAUCAUCAUCAUCAUGUCUGAGCGCAUCGGCUUCAUCACGCGUGUGCAGAGUUUCAGCGCCUGCCAUCGCUUACACAGCAAAGCAUUAAGUGAUGAGGAGAACAAAAGAAUAUUUGGAAAAUGCAACAAUCCUAAUGGCCACGGUCAUAACUACACAGUUGAAGUGACAGUUCGAGGCAAGAUUGACAGAAAGACAGGAAUGGUAAUGAAUCUUACUGAUCUGAAGGAGUAUAUUGAGGAGGCCAUCAUGAAACCUCUUGACCAUAAAAAUCUAGAUCUGGAUGUGCCAUAUUUUGCUGAUGUUGUCAGCACCACAGAAAACCUGGCUGUGUUUAUUUGGGACAGUAUGGUGAAGCUUCUCCCACCCGACAGCCUGUAUGAGAUUAAAAUAUAUGAAACGGACAAAAAUAUUGUGGUAUACAGAGGCGAAUAGAGUAUAUUGAGCUGCGCUGCUGCUUGUCUUCAUGCGGUGGCUCAAAGUACAGCAGCAACCCGCAAUGGAUUUGAGAAAGUAUAUUAAGUGAGAGCGGCACCUGCUGUGUUUCACUGCAAUAUGGGAUUAAUGUAAGUCACUGGGAAUUUGGCUCAGCUGUCCAGCAUGAGAUUGAUCCUAUUACACACAGAGAGAUUACACACACACAAAAUCUUUUUCCAAAUUAAUUAGCAGUCUUUCCCUCAGCGCCUGUUGUCUAUAAGGAGCCAUAUUCAUUUUCAAAUCAAGCCUGUUUGAAUAGAAGCAGGCCUGUUUCAAAAUAUAUUUUAAUUAAUGAAUAAUAAAAAUAUUUUAAUAAUAUUUCUAAUACUUAAAUCUUUUUUAAUGCAUUUUAGUUAUGUAUCCUUUGUCAGUACUCUUUAUGUAUCCUUUUUUCAGUGCUUUUGCUGAGAAAAUGUUUUUGGGUUAUUUGUACUUCCAAUAGAUGGCGCUACAAGUGUGUCAGAUUUCAUUCCAGUAAAGUUUGCUGUCAAAACCUGUA
This is a messenger RNA of Labeo rohita (rohu), 1086 nucleotides long. RefSeq names its product 6-pyruvoyltetrahydropterin synthase (gene pts). The transcript is spliced from 6 exons. The record is from RefSeq and is a predicted model, not a curated record. The coding region runs from base 126 to 545 and encodes 139 amino acids. Gene Ontology annotation, biological process: tetrahydrobiopterin biosynthetic process. Lineage: Eukaryota; Metazoa; Chordata; Actinopteri; Cypriniformes; Cyprinidae. Gene Ontology annotation, molecular function: 6-pyruvoyltetrahydropterin synthase activity. Gene Ontology annotation, cellular component: mitochondrion.